ACACAUACACUCGUUUGAAGAUUGAAAGCAGCGUUCUUUUGUACGUCGGCCCGCUGGAGUAUGAAGCUUCUCCUCUCGGAAUAUAAAUUGUAAUUCUUCAGAGGCUUUGCCUUCAUAAAGCUCAUUUGUCCUGCUGCUGCAGAGUACUGAGCUGUGUUAGCACAGGACACGGAGGUGAAGGGAGAUUCUAUGGCAGAGCACAUGAUGAUGCCCAUGAACCACGGUCAGGGAAACGGGGGUCUGCACGGCUACCGGAUGGGCAUGAACGGAGGCCCCCAGCAGCACACGACCCAGCCCGGCCUCAGAGCAAUGCCCAAUGGACAGAUAAUGCACUAUGGCGCAGGGCCCCAGGGAAACAUGGAGACCACCAUGCGCCAGCGACCCAACAUGGUGGGACCAAUGAACGGACAAAUAAAUGGACAAAUGGGUCACCACCAAAUGCAGUCUGCUAACAUGAUGUACAACAACCAGGGUCAGCCACAACAACAUCACGUUCAGCAACACCAACAGCACCAUCACAUGCACCAAGCACAACAGCAGCAACCUCCACCCCAGCAACAGUACAUGAGCGGUGGUCUCACGUCUCAGCAGCUUAUGGCCAGCAUGCACCUUCAGAAACUCAACACCCAGUACCAUGGACACCCGCUGGGACACAUGAAUAGCAACCACAUGGGAAACGGGGCGCAGUUCCGCAUGAACCAGGCCCAGUUGUCCAACAUGCAGCAUACGGCAGGACCUGCUCUAAGUCUGAACGGCAUGGAUGCCGAUUUGGUCGACGAAGAUGUUUUGACUGCACUGGUCAUGGAGCUAGGACUGGACAGGGUGCAGGAACUUCCUGAACUCUUCCUGGGACAGAACGAGUUUGACUUUAUCUCAGACUUUGUGAGCAAACAGCAGCCAAGCACUGUUAGCUGCUGAGACUGGAACGUAUGAACGCUUUGGAGGCGAAAUGUGCAACAAGAUCGUGAAGUUAUUUUCUUGUGGUAUAUUUUUGUGAAGGCUGUCACCAAGAGAAGAGGUGAACGGUGAAAUUUUUAUCCACAGUAAAGGGUCAUCAAGCUCCUGACAGGACUACAGUUCUGAUUGUAGCUGGAACACUGAGCGUUCCGUUGACGAAUGUAACAACAUUUCAGAACUGGGAACGUUGGGCAACGUAAAGAUGCUGAACCCCUAUUUGUCUUCAAUGCAGUUUUACAUUUAAAAAUGUAUUUAUUUAUUGCUUUAUCAGAUGUAGUAACAUAGAACAAACUUGCAGCAACAAAAUCUUUUAAAGAAAACCUGUGGUUUAUUGGGCGAGUUCUGUUUUUGACUGGGAUUACUAAAUGUCUUGGUGUUCUGGUUGCUGACGCUUUAGACCCAGAGUUUUAAGUCCAUCUAAGAGCUGUAUGGCCCAAAACUGUAAGUUUGUUUUGUUGGCAUUUACCAAGUUCUAGUAUCCCAAUGGCUGCUUGCAUAUUAUAGUGGUUAAUGCCUGUGUCUUUACAACUGGUCUGUCUAAGCUUUAGAAUUGCCUUAAAUCAAGUUGUUUUUUAUUUAUUCUACACAACCAGUCCAAGAGGGCUCAACUCUGUGUGACUUGUUAAUAAAGAUGGUCAGGUUUUAACUCUGGCCUAAUUUUUCA
Myxocyprinus asiaticus (Chinese sucker) is the source of this 1621-nucleotide messenger RNA. RefSeq names its product cbp/p300-interacting transactivator 3-like. Bases 190 to 918 code for a protein of 242 amino acids. Gene Ontology annotation, biological process: regulation of DNA-templated transcription. Lineage: Eukaryota; Metazoa; Chordata; Actinopteri; Cypriniformes; Catostomidae. The transcript is spliced from 2 exons. The record is from RefSeq and is a predicted model, not a curated record. Gene Ontology annotation, cellular component: nucleus.